Molecule: messenger RNA, 2171 nt
Organism: Carassius auratus (goldfish)
Lineage: Eukaryota; Metazoa; Chordata; Actinopteri; Cypriniformes; Cyprinidae
Gene: crlf3
Product: cytokine receptor-like factor 3
Exons: 9
Coding region: 142-1476 (444 amino acids)
Molecular function (GO): protein binding
Source: RefSeq, a predicted model, not a curated record
GGCAUCCGAUUGGAUGACUGGUUUGUAUCAAAGUGAAAAUAUGUGUCUCCAGCUCUUUACUGUUGCCAGGGCGUCAAUGGCGGAACUCUGCGGCAGAAGUUAGUAUGUCACAAGAACGGAUCGCCUAAGAGGCCAACAAGGAUGUCAAUAGAGGCAGAGGCGUUGCUGCAGGAGGCGAAGGAGAGCAUUGAAGCAGCCCAAAACUACAGGAGCGAGCUACAGCAGAGACUGCAUGGACUCAGCCAGGCACGCAAACAGGUGCGUGGCAGUGCCAGUCAAACGCGUGAGGCUCUGCAACGGCACUUUCAGGAGCUGCAGACGGCAGUGAGUCGACUGCUCACCGAGAGGCUGAACACUCUGCUUCAAGAGGUUGACAACAUCGAGCUGGACAGUGUCAGUCCUUUAGAUGACUGUCAGAAGCUCAUUGAGCAUGGAGUCAGCACAGCUGAUGAGCUGCUCCGAGAGGGGGAGGCUGCCAUCCGCUGUGGUAUAAAUGAGAAGGAGGACAAGCUGGGCAGCUUCACUAAGAAAGCCCUCCAGAUCCAGUUGGACAGUCUGCCUGAGGUACCUGUGCUGGUGGACGUCCCGUGUCUGUCUGCGCAGCUGGACGACUCUUUGCUGCAUAUGUUCCGUGCGCACGUGGCUCGGCACGGCAGCGUGGCCUCUCAUCCGCCCGUCCAGAUUGAGGAGCUGGUGGAGAGGCCGGGCGGUGUGCUGGUGCGCUGGUGUAAGGUGGACGAUGACUUCACCCCUCAAGACUACCGCUUGCAGUACCGUCGGGGUAACUCUUCUCAGUACGAGGACGCAUACAUUGGAAAAGACCCUGAGUUUCUGGUGCUCCAUCUUGACCCCCACAUCGACUACCUGUUUCGUGUGUGUGCCAGAGGAGAGGGCCGAACCGAAUGGAGCCCGUGGAGCAUCCCACAGACCGGCUACACCACACUAGCACCCCACGAAUGGCUUCCAGGCGUGGAUGGUUACAUUUUAAGCAGUAGGAAGAACAUCGCCAUGCGCAAUGAUUCAUCACCUGGUAGCGGUGGUGUGCUGUACUCCAACUCCCCCACGUACUUCUGUGGCCAGACCCUCACCUUCAAGAUCACAGCUGCUGGACAGACAGAUAAGCGUGACAGUUUGGGUGUGUGUGCGGACAGCAGAACUGACACCGACUCACUGCAGAGGGAUCAGGCUGUCUGCAUCUCCACUAAUGGUGCUGUGUUUGUGAACGGAAAAGAGAUGACCAACCAGCUACCAGCAAUCACUGUUGGCUCUUCUGUGACCUUUGACAUGGAAGUGGUCAACCUCUUUCCUGUGAGCAACAAUAACAACCCCAGCGACGGGGGGAACUUCAAGCUGAGGGUGACGAUUGGCUCAGGGAACAGGGAGGUGGUGUUUGAUUGGCUGCUGGAUCAGGUGGUGGACAGCCUCUUCUUUGGCUGCUCCUUCACGCACCCUGGAUGGAAAGUGCUGGUGUUCUGAUUGUUGCAUGAUGAAAGAUGAUCCAGUCUGCUGGAAUCCUAGACCUCAAGUUUCUUUAACAUUAUCACUUCCCAAGUGCUUACAGUGUUCAGAUGUCACAGUUUGCCCCUUUUUUCUUUUUAUCAGCACCAUAUAUCACUGCAGAAUAACAUUAAACUUUGUUCUGAGGUAUGACGCCAACCACUACUCUUUGACCUCAUCACUGGUGGAUUUGCAUAACAGCAAGUAUUUGCAAAAGAGACUGUUACAUGUUAAAGGAGUCUAAUAAAGUGUCAACCUGCAGGUGUUAAGUUGCGAAGCAUUCUGGUCUGGUUUACCACAGAAAAGAAAUCUACUGUGAAGCAUUCAGAGAUCAUAGGCACUCAAACUACUCAAAAAUGUGUUUUAAAAAAAAACUUCACAACCAACAACAAAGCUGAAUCUCUUAUGCUCAGACAAUCUUUCUGCUUUGGAGUUUCCUCAAGUCAGAAGUGUAGAAUGUAUCCUUAGAACUUUUAGCCUGUUUAAACACCGUAAGGUUUAGUGUGUAAAACAACUAGUAUUGAAUUCAUGUUUGCCUGGUACUUUGUUCUUAUUUAGAAAGUACUGUUUUUGAUUUUUACAUCACCGGGUUAGAGAGUGUUCAUGUGUCAGCCUGUUCACAACUUAGGCUACAAUUCUGAUCAGUAGAUAUCAUUGUUUCCACAGAAAUGUGA